GCAGCAGCAGCAGCAGUGAGUGUCUCCUGCAGCAGCUUCAGCAGCAGCAACAACAACAGCAGCAGCACCUGUCGUUUUUUCUUUUUCUGGACGAGUAAAACAAGAGAUUCUAGGAAACAAUUCACAGCCAAAACACGGCGGGAGUCCGUGAAUACCGAUGGCUCCAUGUGUAGAGAUUUUGCGCCUCUGAAAAUUACGCAUCGAGCCCUUGAUGCUGAAGUGUGGUGACGCUGAGGGGAGCAAUUUCAGUGCAUCCCUGUGAACACACACACCCAGACACACACACAUAUUGUGGAGCCUUUUGGAUACAAGCUCUUCACAGGACACAAUGAGAGGCUACCUGCUGACUGCAAUCUUUCUGCUGCCCCUGGUGGCCUCAGAGUCCGAGCACUGUAUAAUCAAGCGUGAACAUGAGAAAUGCAUGGAGAGUAUCAUUCUGCACAAUCCCAGCGAUGACCUUGAAUUAGCGUGUCCGUGGAUGUGGGAUAACCUGACCUGCUGGCAGGGUGCCAACAUUGGUGAAGUUGUGGUGGUCAACUGUCCAGAGCUCUUCCACGACUUCAUGGACCCUGAGGACGAGAUGGGGAGGGUCAGUCGUAACUGCACCGAGGAAGGCUGGUCUGAACCUUUCCCUCACUAUGUGGAAGUCUGCUUCUUCUAUGACAACAACACCGCUAAACCUGACAUGUUCUACGCCUCAGUCAAGGCCCUGUACACAGUCGGCUACAGCACGUCGCUGGUGUCUCUGACUACCGCUAUGGUCAUUCUCUGCAGGUUCAGGAAGCUCCACUGCACCAGGAACUUCAUCCACAUGAACCUGUUUGUGUCCUUCAUCCUGAGAGCCAUCUCAGUCUUCAUCAAGGACGGCGUGCUGUACGCUCAGGAGGACAGCGACCACUGCUUCGUACACACAGUGGCGUGUAAAGCAGUGAUGAUCUUCUUCCAUUACUGUGUCAUGUCCAACUACUUCUGGCUGUUCAUUGAAGGUCUGUAUCUCUUCACUCUGCUGGUGGAGACUUUCUUUCCUGAGAGACGCUACUUCUACUGGUACACCAUUGUCGGAUGGGGAACUCCCACCAUCUGCGUGACUGUCUGGGCUGUGCUGAGGCUCCACUUUCAUGACACUGGAUGCUGGGAUACAAAUGAGAACACUGCCCUCUGGUGGGUGAUCAAAGGACCAGUUGUGGCUUCCAUUAUGAUCAAUUUUGUCCUCUUCGUUGGGAUAAUCAUCAUCCUGGUGCAGAAGCUGCAAUCCCCGGACAUCGGAGGGAACGAAUCAAGCAUUUACCUCAGCUGUGCUCAGAAAUGCUUCAGUGAGCCCACACAGGCUGUUCAGCAUUCGUGCAGGAUGUCAGAGUUAUCCACCAUCACACUGCGUCUGGCGCGCUCCACCCUCCUGCUCAUCCCUCUGUUCGGUAUUCACUACACCGUGUUCGCCUUCUCACCUGAAGAUGUCAGCAAGAGGGAGAGACUGGUCUUUGAACUGGGACUGGGAUCCUUCCAGGGUUUUGUCGUAGCGGUCCUCUACUGUUUCCUCAAUGGAGAGUUUCUCCCUGAAGGUGCAGUCGGAGAUCAAGAGGAAAUGGCGCAGCUGGACGGUGAACCGGUACUUUGCUGUGGACCUGAAGCAACAAAGGCACCCUUCGUUGGCGAGCAGCGGAGUGAACGGCGGGACUCAGCUGUCGAUCCUCAGCAAGAGCAGCUCCCAGAUACGCAUGUCCAGCCCGCUGGCGGAGAACGCCAACAUCAGCCUCCCGACCUGAGCGUCUGAUUGGCAGGAGUCAACUUCCAGGUGCCGUUCCACUUAUGUACAUCCAGACCAACCAGAGCAGACCAAAGUGGCCCCUCGUACCUCUUUACAUUUUCUAGUCUGGCCUUUUGAAAAUGAGGUAUUUCUGACAGCAUUUACUGGAGAUUCAUUAGAGGUGCAUAGCUGACUUUCAUACUUUAUCAUUUACUUAAGGAUAUAAUUGAAUUUAUUUGAGUAUUUGACUCUGUAGAUUAUGAUCUUUUCUGAUUAAUGACACACUUGAUAUUUUAACAGACUAAUUCCACUCCAUAUAUUAAAACAAAGAGAUAUUAGAAAUCCCCUUGCUACAAAUGGUUUUAUUUUAAAUUUAGCCCCGGUUAUUGUGUCAUGUAUAAAUAAUAUUAAUGUAGAGUUGGUGCCAAAAAACAGUACUAGUUGUAAAAAAGAAAACAGUAGUUAAACAUCAAAUGUAGGGGUCAUAUUUGGCUGUUGGUGUGUAAAGUAAAUGUGCUUCAAAGUGCCAUGCAGGUUGCCUGACUGGAUCCGAUCUCACAACAGUCCAAAGUGACAUAACAACCAAACGUUCACCUCGCUUGUACAAACGCUCAUUGUUUAAAUGUUUCAUCCUAAACAUUUUUCUACAAUCAGCCGUUAAGUACAGAGUAUGUCAAAAAAUAUAUUGAGAAAAAAAACAACAACAACUAAUGGACUUUGUAAAUAGUUACUUUUGGUGUCGAGAUCAGAAUUUCUUUCUUUUGCAUAACGCAGUAUUGUAAUGACCUUUUCAAACAAAAGGAACUGGAGCCCAAAUCUGUAGACUUCAUCACAUAUCCUGAGGACCCAAAAGAUCCUGCCCACUAUAUUCUGAACUAUUUAUUUGUAUUGAAUAAAACCACACUCAGUAUUAUGAAAGAACAUAGUGCCAAAAUGAAUGAGUACUGUAGUGCAGUGGUUCCCAACCUGAAGGUCACAAGAUGAAUCUGAGGGUUCGUGAAAUGUCAAGAUAGGAAAGAGGAGCAACGGUCUUUCUGCUCCAUUAAAUUAUGUUUUUUUUAAGGCACAUUUUUAUAUUAUUAUUUGUAUUAUUUUAUUUAUUUUACUUUAUUUAUUUUUUUGUGUAAAACACCAUAUUCAGUAGAUUCACGUCUUCAGGCUUCUAAAAUAGUCAAAUUAAACCAUCUGAGAAGGUAAAAUCACGCUUUGCUUGGAAGUGCUCACAGAUCGUAGAAAUGUUGACUUUGUAUUGUUUUAAAGGCAAAAAGGUUGGGAACCACUGCUGUAGAGGAUAUCACAGUACAUGAGGGGAUACAGCAUUUGAUUAAAAAAAAAAAAACACUCUGAACUGAUUUAUCCUCACAGCUAGUGUUAGUAGUUUCCUCCAGUUGAUUUCUCUUUCACAGACUUGUCAGUCACGUUCUUGCAGACUGUGAACAUAAGCGGUACAUGUGCCAUUUAGUGGAUGCUUUCAUCCAAAAGCUCCUCAUAUAGUGCCAUGAGUUCAGCAUUUUAUCAACGAGAAUCAAACCCUCAAUAUGCUCUUAAAGAUAACAGGACUCUUUGUCCUCUUUUCGCCGGGCUUCAACCCAUCGUGCCAUAUUAAAUUGCUCUUCAUUUUAACAUUUUCUUUGAAUGAAUUAUCUCCUACACUCAUAUUCCAAAGUGCCUAGUCAGUCACAAAUAGCUAUCACUUUUAUUUCCAGUACAAUGAACAGAUAUCUUAAAGUCAUAAUCAUUUCCUGCAAAGAAUGUACAGUGUUUUUAUUGUGGAGCAAAGUUAUGAUUUUUUUUUUAUCAUUGUGUGCUACUAAAAAAAAUGUUUUGCUCAUUUAUUGGUGCAAUUCUUCAAGUGAAUAUAGUCCUGCUGUGUUUUUUUUUUUCCUUCUUUUUAAUCAUGAUGAGUUUGACAAGACUUGAGUAAUAGCUCUACAAAACAGCUGCUUUAUUAAGCCUCCUGGUUACAACCAUCAUCUAUUCAAGAUAAGUCUCAAUUCAGCACCGUCAAACACAUAAACAGCUUCAAAACAAUAUAUGUUUUAACAGUCAACACAAAAUGCUUUAAUGUGACAGCUCUUGACAAUCGCGGAGUGUUGCCCAUUUUCUCUUUCUGUCUUUUUUUGUUUGUGCACAAACUAAGCAAACAAACAAUAACAGUCCAGGCGGGGAAAUCAUUUAAUACAAUGUGAAACAAUAUGUACAGAAGGAUUUUAUCCACAGUGUUUACUCAAGAUAUUUAUUUUUUUGUACUCUCAUCUUUGUGGAUUAAAAGAAUGUAGUAUCUUUAAACAAUGAAUUGAACAGAAAAGGAUGUAUAUUUAUUUUCCAUAAACCAGUGCCAUGUGAAAUGACUCAAUGUACAGUAUACAUGCUUUCUUAUGUGUCGGUUAGUUGUAUGCCUGAUAUCAUUGCAUUGAUUGAUAUUGACUCUCUUGGUCUAAGUGCCAUAACUGGUGAAAUGUUUGGCACAAUCUCUGCUCUAAUUUUAAAGAAAACAAAAAAACACUCACAGGAAAUUGCUGUCCAAAGCUACAGAGGAUAUUGUGAGAGAUAAAAACAAACUCUAAAAAGCAAGAUAAAACAUACUACUGAAGAGAUGCAUCCUGUUCCAUGCAUCUGCUUGGCUGCUUUUGGGCACAACAGUGUGUGACAAGAUACUAUCAAGGGAACUAGAGCCAGAGGAAGAGAAAAAAAAAAUGUUUUUUUAAUUAGGAAGGCGUUAGAAGGUGGAACAACUGCGACAGAUAAAACACAAAGUGUGUACGAGGGUGUGAUUUAAAAACCACUCUGCUGCUGCUUACGUGUUCUAUCACCAGCCGUCACUCUGAGUCUGAAUCAGCUCAGAUGGAAACGACCAUGUCUCAAAGCUGUUACUGUCUGUGAAAAGAAGAGUAGAAAACUCCUUACUUGACCAUGUCUAUGCUGUAUAUUUGUUUACCACAAGGUGGCAGCAAAGUGUUAGUGUUUUAGUUUGGGGGGAAGUUUGAGUGGUGUUAAUUUGCUUUUUGAGCCUUGUACUUUUGGAUGACAUAGGGGUAGUGUGGGGCAUUGAGGUACUUGAAUGCCACAUGCUUUACAUUGUUCACAUAUACGAUUUGUGAUUUUUUUUCUUUACACAAAUCAACAAACAAGCCUACAAAUGAGAUUUUUUUAAAUGAGGCCUGAUGUGCCCCUUCUCAAUCACAAAAUUUCCUUCCAGCUCUCUUUAAUUUUAAAGCAAACUGUGAACUAUCAGUAAACAAAACUUUCUGAGAUGUGAGGAAAUAUUGAGAAUUGGGGGCACCUCUUAGUGCUAUAAUAAAGUCAGGCUGUGGGAUGUAAUUAUGGCGAAAGCUGACACCUCUCUCCACACACACCUCUUCUUACAGUUAGUUUAGUGUUACGGUAAUACAUUUGUGUCAAAGAAAAACCCUUGACAAGUUUUCUGAAAGCAGUAGUCUGACAUUUUCGGAAAUCGGUUUAUUCACUUUCUCGCUAAGGGUUUGGUGAGAGGAUUGAUACCACUUUCAUGUCUGGACGCUUAA
Molecule: messenger RNA, 5268 nt
Organism: Sebastes umbrosus (honeycomb rockfish)
Lineage: Eukaryota; Metazoa; Chordata; Actinopteri; Perciformes; Sebastidae
Product: pituitary adenylate cyclase-activating polypeptide type I receptor-like
Exons: 15
Coding region: 329-1771 (480 amino acids)
Biological process (GO): adenylate cyclase-modulating G protein-coupled receptor signaling pathway; cell surface receptor signaling pathway
Cellular component (GO): neuron projection; plasma membrane
Molecular function (GO): G protein-coupled peptide receptor activity; vasoactive intestinal polypeptide receptor activity; peptide hormone binding
Source: RefSeq, a predicted model, not a curated record